Messenger RNA from Hydatigera taeniaeformis, 489 nucleotides. The record is from the annotation of a GenBank genome assembly. NCBI's taxonomy places the organism in Eukaryota, Metazoa, Platyhelminthes, Cestoda, Cyclophyllidea, Taeniidae.
AUUCCACUGAUCAUUAUCACCAAUGACUUUAUGGGCCGACGUAUGUCACUCACUCUUGUCUCCGUUCUCUGUGCACUUCUAUUCGUGAUUUUGGAUAUUUGCAUGCCAAAGGCGAUAGCCAUUGCCAUUCUCUUCGUCGCGCGAGCACUCUCCUCGGGAAUGUUUAGCAUCGUCUACCUCUACACAAACGAGGUAUAUCCAACAACAAUUAGAUCUCUGGGUCAGGGUGUAUGCAGUUCCUUCGCUCGACUAGGGGCGAUGUCAACGCCAUACGUGGCUGAGGUCGUUAUGCCUGAUGUAUCAGCUCUCCUUGGUCUUUCAUUCUAUAGCGGUGUUUGUCUUCUUUGUGCAGUCACAGCCCUUUUCUUACCCAUCGAAACGAAAGAUCGUGCACUUCAGGUAAUUAAUAUCAACCACUACUUUUACGCAUUGCGACCACGCUUGCUUCCACAAUUGCCAAUGCAAACUUUCACUCCUCCAGACUUGUAA